Messenger RNA from Labrus bergylta (ballan wrasse), 1866 nucleotides. Lineage: Eukaryota; Metazoa; Chordata; Actinopteri; Labriformes; Labridae. The record is from RefSeq and is a predicted model, not a curated record.
UCCGAGGAGGAGCGCUCUCGUCCCAUAAAGGGCUGGCGCCGCUGGUUCUUCCACUCGAUCAUCCUGUCUCUAAGCCGAGCCGUCUUCCUCUGCCUGGGCUUCCCCUGGGUCAAAGUGAAAGGGCGCCGGGCGGACCUGAAGGAGGCGCCGGUGCUGGUGGUGGCCCCGCACAGCACCUUCCUGGACAUGCUGGUGCUGUGUCCCACCCAGCUGGCCACGGUGGUGUCACGGUCGGAGAACACCAGCCUGCCGGUCAUAGGAGCGCUGCUGGGGUUCAACCAGUCGGUGAUUGUGAGCAGAAACGACCCCGAGUCGAGGAAAAAGGCGGUGGCCGAGCUCUCGGACAGGCUGACCUCUGACGGCUACUGGCCUCAGAUGCUGAUUUUUCCUGAAGGAACCACGACUAACGGCAGAGCCCUCAUCAAAUUCAAACCCGGUGCCUUCCUCGUCGGAGUCCCGGUCCAACCUGUUCUGUUACGUUACCCCAACAAGCUGGAUACCGUACGCUGGACACACAAAGGAACAGCCUGGUACGAGGCUCUGUGGCACACGACUUCUCAGUUCUACACCAACAUGACCAUCGAGUUUCUGCCCGUUUACACGCCGUCCGAGGAGGAGAAGAGCGACCCCGGCCUGUACGCUGACAACGUUCAGAAACUCAUGGCCAAGGCUCUGGGAAUCCCAGCUACACAGUAUUUGAUGGAUUACGGCGUUCCCGUCAGUAAACUGGGCGGUCUCUCUCUCCCUCUGGACUCGCCCGCUAGGGACACUCUCUCGCUGCUGCACGAGCACGGUCUGGGAGCACAGGAAGUGGAGGCGGCGCUGGAGAGAAUGAUUGACAGGUGUCAGGCAGGAGCUGAGGGGUCAGUGGUCAGCACAGAGGAGCUUCCUCUACUCGGGCUGACGGACAAACAGACAGCUGUCGACAUCUGGCGUUUCUACUCCAAGGAGAAAAGUGUGAACCUCAGAUGGAUCUAUUUUAGCAUUUCUGCUCUGUCAGGAUUCAUGAGCUUCAAGUCGCUGCUUCAUAAAGCUUCUACUCUGUUUGACAGAGAGGGCAGAGGCAGCCUGAGUGCAGAGGAGCUGUCAGACCUCAUGGGGGCACUACUGGGUCAUACUCAGCACCACACAGCUGAGCUUUACACUCAAGCCUCCCAUGAUGGCCAACUUACUGAAGAACACCUGCUACAAGCAUUAACAACCCACCCGACCUAUCAGAGAUUGGUGAACGAGUACUUGCUGCCUGUGGAGGCGGGCUCUCAGCCGGUCAAUGAGAAGGCUGUGAACAACAAUGAAAAAAUGCACAACAGCAAUGGAUCUGUUGACUACAAGAAAAAGUUUGAAUGAGCAUUUUUUUUUAUCACAUGUCCACUUCAGUUUGUGAUUUACUUUGGAGCGCAGCGGGACGAAGUGAAGCAGAAUAACCAUGGACGAAGAAAAGACGAAGAAUAGUUUUUAUAAGUGUGUGUGUGUGUGUGUGUGUGUGUCUGGAUGUAAUCUUAAAUCUGUGCCUGUAACUUUUUAUUCCUAAAAAAAACCAUAAGGAAACCGAGAAGAGAUCUAAAAUCCGGUUCCUGUUUAUAUUUGAUGGCUUGUUCAUGUUUACCAACUUGUCUUAAUUACCCUCCAGAAAAACCUGAUCCAGAUGCUGUAACGGGACAUUCUAACUGUUUUAUACCAUUGAAGCCAUGAACUGUGUUAUUUAUAUUAAUGCCUCUUAUGUGUGUAUAGUGAAUGUUUUUACAACGGGACAACGGUCUGUGCAAAAAAAAGAAAUGUAACACUCUGUAAAUCAAGAAGUUUAUUUUAUUUAAUUGAAACAUAUUUUCAAUAUUUAACAAUUCAUUAAACUGUGAAUUAUUUUAA